Molecule: messenger RNA, 1752 nt
Organism: Strigops habroptila (Kakapo)
Lineage: Eukaryota; Metazoa; Chordata; Aves; Psittaciformes; Psittacidae
Gene: CNN2
Product: calponin 2
Exons: 7
Coding region: 69-989 (306 amino acids)
Biological process (GO): actomyosin structure organization
Molecular function (GO): actin binding
Source: RefSeq, a predicted model, not a curated record
CCCGCCCCGUCCCGUCCCGUGCUGCCGCUGCUGCCCGCUCCGGUACCGGCUUCGCUCCGCUCCCCGCCAUGAGCAGCUCCCAGUUCAACAAGGGCCCGUCCUAUGGCCUCUCCGCCGAAGUCAAGAACCGGCUUGCCCAGAAGUACGACCCACAGAAGGAGGCUGAGCUGCGGACGUGGAUCGAGAGCGUCACAGGGCAGCAGAUCGGGCCCGAUUUCCAGAAGGGGCUGAAGGACGGGGUGAUCCUCUGCGAGCUCAUGAACAAGCUGCAGCCCAACGCAGUGAGGAAGAUCAACCGCUCGUCUCAGAACUGGCACCAGCUCGAGAACCUCUCCAACUUCAUCAAGGCCAUGGCCAGCUACGGCAUGAACCCCGUGGACCUCUUUGAAGCCAACGACCUCUUUGAGAGCGGGAACCUGACGCAGGUUCAGGUGUCACUGCUGGCACUGGCAGGCAUGGCCAAGACAAAAGGGAUACAGAGCGGGGUGGACAUCGGCGUGAAGUACUCGGAGAAGCAGCAGAGGAACUUUGACGAGGCCAAGAUGAAGGCUGGGCAGUGCGUGAUCGGGCUGCAGAUGGGCACCAACAAGUGCGCCAGCCAGUCCGGCAUGACGGCCUAUGGCACCAGGAGGCACCUCUAUGACCCCAAGAAUCAGAUCCUGCCGCCCAUGGACCACUCCACCAUCAGCCUCCAGAUGGGCACCAACAAGUGUGCCAGCCAGGUGGGCAUGACGGCUCCCGGCACCAGGAGACACAUCUACGACUCCAAGAUGGGGACAGAGAAGUGCGACAACUCCUCCAUGUCGCUGCAGAUGGGCUCCAACCAGGGCGCCAACCAGAGCGGUCAGGUCUUCGGCCUCGGCCGCCAGAUCUACGACCCCAAGUACUGCCCACAGGGCAGCCAGGGCGAGGUGGCCAACGCCACGGGUGACCCGAGCGGGGACCCCCCGGGGUACCACUACUACCGCGAGGAGGAGGAGAGCUACUGAGCGGGAUGCGGCACAGCCCCGUCUCGCACCAUCUCAUGUACAGACCCUGCGACAUUCCAGCCUCUACUUUCGUCAUUCCCUCUUUUUUAAUUUUGAAAUGAAUCUAUUUUUCUGAGCAAGGAAAUAAAGACCCUGUUUCUAGAGAAGAGAACCCCUGGUUCCUGCAGCCCGCAGGACCCUGAGGCCCUGGCACAGCCCUGGUGUUGGCUCUGGGAAGGCAGCGGAUGCUCCAGCGCCAAGGAGUGGAUGGUGUCUCCUCUCACACAGCCAAGAAGACACGUUCCCACCCGGCACCCACCCUACCAUGGGGCACAAUGCAGCACCUGGAUCCCUUGGCAGCUGCUCCCGGUGCCGCUUCUCAUCCCGGCGCUGAGCCCCAUGGAGGAGAGGGGCUCAGGAUGGCGGGAUGCAGCGGGAGCAUCGUGUGCUCUCCAGAGGCGAAGCUGGAAACGGUUUUGUGGCUGGACCCAGAGGGAGUCGGCGUGGCCGCAGGGCUGGGCUGGCAGCGGCAUUCCCGGCACUCCCAGCACCGGCUGCAGCUCGGAAAGCCGCAGCGAUGAGAUCUUCUGCCAGGCUGGAGCCAAGGCUGACUCUGAUGGCUGCAUCCUGGCCAUGGGGUGGUGCCCGAGUGAGGGGCUGGGAAUGCCGGUGCACGGUGCAGCCCACGGCCGUGCCCAGCGGCUGCUUCCCCUGCGGGGGGAUUAAUGAAGAUCCUCUUGUAUUGAACCCUUGUUUUUAAGAAAAUCCAACUUUUUUAACUUCA